This is a messenger RNA of Limulus polyphemus (Atlantic horseshoe crab), 1077 nucleotides long. RefSeq names its product venom protein 59.1-like. Gene Ontology annotation, molecular function: insulin-like growth factor binding. NCBI's taxonomy places the organism in Eukaryota, Metazoa, Arthropoda, Merostomata, Xiphosura, Limulidae. The coding region runs from base 24 to 317 and encodes 97 amino acids. The record is from RefSeq and is a predicted model, not a curated record. Gene Ontology annotation, biological process: regulation of cell growth; regulation of signal transduction. The transcript has 3 exons. Gene Ontology annotation, cellular component: extracellular region.
CUGUGCUGUUUGUGUUGAUCUUUAUGACGACUGUUACGUGGUCCAUUUCCAUGUCCAUGCCCAACUUUUGUCCUGUAUGCGAUACUUCAAAAUGUGAGCCAAUAGAAUCAUGUUCCACGGAAAAGUUGCUUGACCAAUGUGGAUGCUGCACCGUUUGUGCCAAGGGACUACAAGAUCAGUGUGGUGGGAUUUGGAAUCACGCAGGAACUUGUAUGAAAGGCUUAAAGUGUCAACCAAAUUCUUCAUACCCCCAGUUGCCUGGGAGGUGUGUUGUUGAAGCCGCAGAAGAAACAACACCAGUUAAACCUUUGGGUUAAUUUUAGAAACCUGAAACUUUGCAAUUUUUUCUCCACUUAAUUCUUUUUUGCUUUGUUGAUAAUUCUUCAAGCACUUAAGUGCAAAUAAGGAAAAAAUAUAUUUGUUAAUUGAUUUAAUGUGAAUGAUUAUAAUCUUGUGUUAAAUAAGUUUUAAUUUUUUCUUCUGUAUUCAGAGAUCAUCCCUAAUGAAUAUAAAACUUUAUUUACAGAUAUAAAAUGAGCUCUGAAAUGUUCUUCUCAUGGUAUAUUGUAUGUUUGUGUGAAAAUAACAAUCAUUUAAUUUUGUGUAUUGAAAGUAACUAACAUUGUAUCUAUCACCAUGAAUGAAUAACCUACAUGUCUAGUUAUUUACCAAUAAUAAAAGUUGAUAAAAUAACGUUUCACACAUGGAUCGAACAAAACAUUUGUCUAGUAACUUGCAAGGCUAAAACGAAUCUCCAACGUACUGAUAUUAACAUAUAAACAUUUCAUAUUUGCCGUUAUUCUGUUACAAUAUAAUAAACCUGACUAGAAUCUAAUAAGAAAUGUUUACCUAAAUCAGAUUUUCUAGUUUUAAAAUAUUUACGAUCUGAUAUUGUUGAGAAUAUUUGAAAUUAUGUCGUCACUUAAAGUGUAUUGAAUUUGUUCAAUUUCAUAGUUUAUUAAAAUUGAAUUAAAAGACGAAUGUAGAGUGAACUGUGUUAUGACACACGUUAUUGUCCAAACACUUAUAUAAAACAUUUCCAAAUAAAAUAUGGCAAUACGGUGGAUUUUCUCUGUC